Asparagus officinalis (garden asparagus) is the source of this 1441-nucleotide messenger RNA. Its product is annotated as 26S proteasome regulatory subunit RPN13. Gene Ontology annotation, biological process: ubiquitin-dependent protein catabolic process. Gene Ontology annotation, cellular component: nucleus; cytoplasm; proteasome regulatory particle, lid subcomplex. Gene Ontology annotation, molecular function: ubiquitin binding; proteasome binding; endopeptidase activator activity. The transcript is spliced from 13 exons. The coding region runs from base 84 to 1004 and encodes 306 amino acids. The record is from RefSeq and is a predicted model, not a curated record. Lineage: Eukaryota; Viridiplantae; Streptophyta; Magnoliopsida; Asparagales; Asparagaceae.
ACCCCAAACCCGUUCUAAUCCCUAAUUUCACCCCCUUUCUUUCUCUCUCUCGAUCGAUUCAGGUCUCAGAUCGGCGACGCGAGAUGAUGGAGGAAGUUUUGUUGGAAUUUCGUGCUGGCAGAAUGUCGCUUGAAGGGAAACGGGUGGUCCCAGAUAGCCGCAAAGGUCUUGUUCGCAUUGGAAGGGGUGAGGAAGGAUUGAUCCAUUUUCAGUGGCUUGAGCGCACGCAGAAUGUUGUUGAACUUGAUCAAAUAAUCUUCCCAGAUGAAGCUGUUUUUGAGAAGGUGUCUCAGUCUUCUGGGAGAGUAUACAUUUUGAAGUUUAGUUCCGAUGAACGAAAGUUCUUUUUCUGGAUGCAGGAGCCACAAUCUGAUGGAGACUCACAACUAUGCAAUUCUGUCAAUUGCUUUAUCAAUCGCCCUAUAGACAUGAUUGGUGAAGAUGAGGCAGAAGCAUCAGUUCCUAUGCAUAUGUCUGAAGUGUCAGAAGACACAGCUGAAGACGAUAUCUCAUCUAGAGCUGGAAAUUUGGUUGAUCAAACUGUGGCUGGGGAAUCGGCUGAAGUAACUUCUUCUGCUGGACACGUACAAUUAGCGGACUUGCAGAGAAUAUUAAGAGGCAUCCAGGCACCAGCUGCUGUUGAAGACCCUGAUGCAGGUCUAGGAUUAGGGGAUAUUUUGACACCUGAUUUGGUUUCUCCACUGAUUGAAAAGUUACCAGUUCAGCAAAGACUGGCGUCAUACUUACCUGAGGGUCCUUGGACUCCCGAAACUAUCACAGAAUUGUUACAGAGUGCACCAUUUCGCCAACAAGUAGAGACAUUUACACAUGUACUUCGAACAGGACAGAUAGAUUUGUCUCAGUUUGGAAUAGACUCAAGUAAAUAUAAUUUCACUGUUCUCUCAUUCCUCGAGGCGUUGGAGGAUUCAGUUGCCAAAACGGCAGAAUCUGGGGAAUCUGCCGCAAGGCAAGAUGGGCACAAGGAUGCCAUGGAUGAGAGCUGAUAUGAAUGUGGAACAUGGUUUUCUUUUUAGCCAGAACAUGGUAAAGGCGUGAAACUCUCCCUCUCCAUUCUUGUAAAAGCCGGGUUCAAAGCGGGGAAUGGCAGGCAUGAUAGGGGACGAUAUGUUUUGAUGGUGCGUUUGAUUUACGGUUGGUUGAUGCAAAAUGGAACAAUAAACUGCUCAAUUGUUUUUCAUUCAAAUACUUUGUGGUUUCUCGGUCAUGUUUCGUACUUUAUAACCAGAUGCGUGCUAAAUGUUGAGAGCCACUUUUAGGGUGCAGUUUGUAAUUGAAAAGCGUGGCAUCAGAUGUGCAAAACUUUGGGAGAAACUUUUGGGGAACUAGUAGUAGGUUCAUGUGUUGUUUCCUAUUUAGUGAGCCUGAUUUGUACUAGGAACAACUUUUUAGGGGUCAUGAAUGCUUACUUAAAAUUCUAUUA